AUGAGUCUUACCCUGACUUUGCACUCGAUUUCAGGGCUGAAGGGACAUGGAGACAGGGUCGCAAAAAUUACGUUUAGAGAAUUAUCUCAUUCAACGAGAUUAUUGCAAAAUUGUGGCGCUGACGCUCUUUUCGGGGAGAAAUUCGAAUGGCCUGUCGCCUCUGAUGUCCAAGAUGGCGAUGUCAUCGAAGUCUGUCUCUACAACAGUCUUGUUUUCGGCCGAAACAAGGUGGUUGGUCGAUUUGUCAUGGUCCUCCAAGAAGUCGUGAAAGUCGGCUUCCUUGAAGUCUCCGAAACGCUUCUAGACGAUAAUAACUGUGCGUUACAGGCAACAAUCAGGUUGACGUUGACUUACUCGGCCCCAGAUGGCACCGUUGGUUCGUGGCAAACCGAGGAGUUCCGCCCAUCUGGCCGGCCAAACUCGGCUUUUGAGCUAGACGAAGAGUCAGAUGCGCGCUCACUACGCUCCGAUACUGGUGAAAACAUGCCUUUAAUCCGCUCGCGAACAAGCGACGCUCGUAUCGCUAUGUCAAGCAUCUCGGGCUUGAAAAGGUUACGUAAUCGGAAAGCUUCGCACGCCGAUAUUCUUGAAGAGGGAUCGCUGAAUGUUCCAGCCAGCCGCAGAAAGCCGAUAACUGCGAUCCCACCUCAUUUGCAGCAGCAGCGUCAAUUCAAUUUCGAUCCCCUAAGCGAUGGACAGUCAAUCGUUUCGAAUAAUGUCAUCACGGAACCAUGCACGAACAAACGCUCAAAGCCAGAGAUGGCGUCCGAGAGUCAAAUCGGACUCAGGAAUAACCAAUUCCAAGUCACAAUUACUGUCAUUGAAGCCCGUCAGCUGAUGGGAACGAACAUGGAUCCAGUGGUGGAAGUUAAAGUCGGCGACGAGUGCCGUUUUACAUCACAAAAGUCCUCCACGAACUGCCCUUAUUACAACGAAGUAUUCGUCUUUGAUUUCAACAUACCACGCGGCGUGUUUUUGGACAAAAUGGUGACGUUGACGGUGUUGCACUCAAAGAAUAUGCUUCGAAGUGGAACUCUCGUGGGCCGCUUCAAAAUGGACGUCCGAACAGUCUAUGAAGCACCGGAUCAUCAAUUCUUUCAUCGAUGGGCGAUUUUGACCGACGGAAAAAACGCCGCUUGCAAAGGAUAUUUGAAGAUGGACAUCUCCGUGUUGGCAAAAGGCGAUAUGCUCAGAAGCAUCAAACCUACUGAUAAUGACAAAGAAGACGACAUAGAAAACAAUCUUCUUCUCCCUCAUGGAAUUACCGAACGAGUAAUGGCGCGAUAUUAUUUCCGCGUCUUCUACGCCGAAGGAUUGCCGAAAAUGUCCUCCGACACGGUCGGCAAGAUCAAGUCGGUGAUCAAGGGCGAAAACAGGGAUCUGAUCGAUCCGUAUGUAGAAAUUUCCUUCGCUGGGCAGAAAAGAAGGACUUCAACGGAACAUACUUACGAAGCUCAAUGGAAUGAAAUGCUGCAGUUUACAGAGCUCUUUCCAGCUCUUUGUCAACGAGUUCAGAUCCAAGUUCGAAACGACGGGAUGCAAGACAGCGUCAUUGCCACUCACUUUCUGGACAUGUCAAAGAUCUCCAAUCAAGGAGAUAAAGGAUACCUGCCAACGUUUGGCCCGACGUACAUAAAUUUAUACGGCUCUCCGCGAGGUUACUCUGUCACUGGCGAGCAUGGAGAAUUGAAUGAUGGAAUCGGAGAAGGAGUUGCUUUCCGUGGCCGAUUAGUAGUUGCUUGUCAUAUUGAGCUGAUCGACGAGGCAGCUGAUGACAAUGCAAUGGAAGAUUCUGAUGAUGAAGCAGAGCCGAGACCGAUUCAAAGUCUCUCCGAAAACAGUCUGGGAAGAGUAGAAGAGUUCUUCCUCUUUACAACUUUCCUCGAAGCAUCAAUGAUCGACAAAAAAGCGACUGAUAAACCGAUUAGCUUUGAAGUAUCGAUUGGUAAUUAUGGAAAUGUCGUGGAUGGAAAAAAUAUUCCUUCAAAAAGUGAUCGUCAAAAGGACGCUGAUGACGAUCAUGAUGAUGCUGACACAAAAAGGACGAGUUAUCCUAUCUUUAAUCACUUAUUCAAAUAA
Oikopleura dioica is the source of this 2079-nucleotide messenger RNA. The record is from the annotation of a GenBank genome assembly. NCBI's taxonomy places the organism in Eukaryota, Metazoa, Chordata, Appendicularia, Copelata, Oikopleuridae.